Acyrthosiphon pisum (pea aphid) is the source of this 3018-nucleotide messenger RNA. RefSeq names its product rhodopsin. The coding region runs from base 1007 to 2485 and encodes 492 amino acids. NCBI's taxonomy places the organism in Eukaryota, Metazoa, Arthropoda, Insecta, Hemiptera, Aphididae. Gene Ontology annotation, biological process: G protein-coupled receptor signaling pathway. Gene Ontology annotation, cellular component: membrane. The transcript has 11 exons. Gene Ontology annotation, molecular function: G protein-coupled receptor activity. The record is from RefSeq and is a predicted model, not a curated record.
UGUAUCUAUAGAGUUGCAUCAAAAACCAAUAUCGAUUUCCUCGAAAACAGAUUUUGAAGAAAAACUCUUGUUUUUCCUUAAUUUUUCUUUUGUUUUUCACGUCGCUUUUGAGAACUACUGGGAAAUUUUUACUUUUGACCCAUCAAAGUACCAACUAGAUUCACUUUCCUAUCAGUGAUAUAACAGUAUCUUUUGUGAUAGGCUAUCACAAAAGAUACUAUUGAAGAAAAUCUAAGCAUUUUUACUGUCCUAAUAGGUGAUGACAGGUACAAAAAAACGUUUAAAAAAAAAAACACACACUUAAUUUUAAAAUCAAAACACUCAUUCAUCGCUCCGCUCAGAAUCUAAAAUUUAUAAGACGAACAUUUCAGACGUAUAAAAAGCUCAAAAAGGGCAUACAUAUUUUUAAAAUGGGCUAAUCUUAAUAUUCAGUGAAAUUUUAAAGUCAUUGCAAUUAAUAACAAAUUUAGUUUUGUUAAAAACAGGCCCAAACUGUUGAGUAUUCACACUGGUUUUUGUUAGUUUCCUCGAUAUUAUUAUAAUUAAAAUACUGAAAGAUUUUUUAGAUAACCACCCCAUCCUCACGCUAGAAAAGUACCAACUUAAUAUAAUUUGCUUCCAUAAGUAACCCUUAAAGUUAGAUACAUUUAAAAAAAAAACACACAAACAAAAAAAAACCAAUAUGGCAAUAUACAUUUCCAGCUCCGCUCAUAAUGUAAAAGGUUUAUCAUGUGAGCUUUAAAAAAAUAUCCAUUUGGAGGAAAUCUUCGACAAUCAACGAUAAAAUGGAAAACUGGGCGAAUUUUCAGAUACCUGAAUAACAAUAAUUAAUGCAAAAUAAGUUUUAACAUAACAUAUCCACCAUCAUUACAAUUAUUUUAUAUUUAUUACUAUUGGUAAAAAAUAAUAAUUGUUUGAUUUGUAUUCCCUGAAUAGUGAGGAACUGGAAACAAGCAAAAUGCGAUAAUAUUAAAGACAAGACAAAACCAAAAACCAAACGAUAUCGAUGUCGAACCACUUAGCCAGUUUUAAUGCAAUGUGCAAAAACGAAAGUAAAAAAUGUUAUGGAGAUGAAGAAGGCAACGAAAAACUUACAAGUCCAAUGAUAUUUUUUUCAUAUGGUAUGCUGCUCACAGUAAUCGGUAUUGUGGGUUUAAUUGGAAAUGGUUUAGUUCUCAUCGUAUUUACCAGAUUUAGGAGAUUAAAGGGUCCGUUUUCGACAUUCGUAUUAAACUUGGCCACUGCUGAUUUUGCUACUUCGAUUUUGCAUUUCAUGUCAGCCGUUUCUUCAUUCAAACAAGAAUGGAUCUUUCACGAAAUCGGGUGCACAAUAUAUGCUUUCGGAGUAGGACAGUUUGGUUUGGUUUCGAUUGUCACUCUUUCCACCAUAGCGAUUGAAAGGUACCUAGUGAUCACUGCGAAACCAGUGUCGGGGUCUUGGAAGUUAACACGACAGGGUGCAACGAAAGUGUGUGCGUUUGUAUGGAUAUACUGUUUAUCUAUAACAUUGCCACCGAUUUUCGGUUGGUCAAAGUAUGUGUUAGAAGGAUUCGAAACAUCAUGCUCGUGGGACUAUACGACCAGAACCGUCUCAAAUCGGUUAUUUUACAUCUACAUGUUGGUGCUCGGAUUUAUAUUGCCGGUCUCUAUCAUUACAUAUUGCUAUAUAUUCAUUAUUGUGUCAAUACUCGACCACAAUAAAGAAAUGGCCGAUUGUAACACCAACGCAGAACCGUUGGGCACUGAGAGUUGGGAUUACAGAUUAGCUUUAAAUGUCGCUAGACGAGGUCAAGCAGUACCUAUUCGAUCUGCCCUGAGAACGUCAUAUAUAAUCUUAAUCCUUAUUGGAUUGUUUAUAGCGUCUUGGACUCCGUAUGCUGUGGUCACGUUUGUUGGUCAAUUUGGAAGCCAAACAAAGAUAGAGCCAUGGAUUUCUGCUCUUCCAGCCAUAUGCGCUAAGGCGUCUGUGGUGUACAAUCCCAUAGUGUACGGCCUCUCUCAUCCGCAUUUCCGGUCAUCAAUCCGGAACUACAUAUCAGGCUGUACGACGGUGGGCCACAGCCACACGGAGCUCUGCACCCCGGGACGUAACCAGCGGUUAGCGACGAACAAGAGCCUGAACCGAUUCGCUUUGCUCACCGGACAGAACCGGAAUCGCGCGAACGUCGUCGAACUGAAAUGCGUACGUCAUCGGAGGGUGCCGCCGGACUCUAAUUCGAUUUGCAUGGACUACUACAGCGAACCUGACUGCCGGAGCCUGACGCUGACGAUGGAACCGAACCGUGGCUCAGCGAUCAUCAAAAUCGACAAAGUGCCAUUCAAAGUCGUCGUGUCCACUAUCAGAAGUAAAAGCGUCAACGGCAAAAUAAACACGAUAACUGACAAAACAGAUUGUUCCGAAGAAUCAAACGAAGAAUCAAAUCAAAAUCAAAAUGAAGAAGUGAAAAAAACCAGUAUAUCUGAUCAGUUUGUAUUCGAUUUUUAAUAUUCACUCGUUUACUUAAAAAUUUAAAAUAAAAAAUUUUACUAUUUCUAGAAUUUAAAUUUUAAUCAGUGCUAAAUAAUAUUUAGAUGUCCAUGGUAAUAAUAUUAUAUGUAUUGUUAAUAAAUUAUAUGAUAGAAUCAAUGUCAUUGUAAUUUUUGGACUGACCAGGGUCAGUAUGUAAUAAGAACAUAAAUUAUAGAUUUAAUUUUAUCGCUUAUAUAGAAAUUAUUAUUAUAGAAAUAUAAUUUCCUAAACCUGUAUUAUUAUGUGUAGGUAGGUACCUACAAUGUAAAUUCCGCUAAAGCCAAAAGUUACACACUAACUCAGACGAUGAUUAUAAUGUGUUAUGUGUAUAAUAGUUAUAAAUCAUCCAUUAUUAUUAAAAUAAGUAUAUUAUUCGUUACCAUUUCAAUAAAUGUAUUUAACUUGAAUUAAAACUUCUCUUUGAUAUUUCUUGAUGUAUAAUAAUAUUAUAAUUCAUAAUAUAACAUAAUAUUGUAGUAAACUAUUUUUUAUUUUUUUCAUUCUUUUAA